AUGACAGUCGAUAAGACCGAAUUAGACAAAAGCAUCAAGAAGGUUCAAGCCGAGUUUUGGCUUCCGACCGAGACGUUGGAUAAAAUCGUUGAGUACUUCAUCGAGGAAUUGGAGCGGGGGCUUGUUGACGGAACAGACCCGCUUGGCAUCCCAAUGAACCUUGCGUGGGUGAUGGAGUACCCUACCGGUGACGAGACGGGUGACUAUCUUGCGCUCGACUUCGGUGGGACAAAUUUGCGGGUCGUGAUGGUGCAUUUGCUUGGGGGGAAGAAGCUCGAGACGGAGCAGUCUUUCUACCGUUUACCGCACGGUAUGAGAACCACCAAGGACAGGAAUGAGCUUUUCGAGUUCAUGGCAGAGUGUCUCGAAAAGUUUCUUAUCGAGAAGCACCCUUCGGGCAUUCCGGAAAACAAGACGUUUCCCUUGGGGUUUACGUUCUCGUAUCCUGCCACGCAGAGCAGAAUCGAUGCGGGUGUCUUGCAGAGAUGGACAAAGGGGUUUGACAUUCCAGGCGUGGAGGGAGAAGAUGUGGUUCCUCUGUUGAUGGAAAAGGUCAACAACAGAAACCUCCCAAUCAAAGUUGUUGCUCUCAUCAACGACACCUGUGGUGCGUUGGUCGCCUCCAGGUAUGUUGAUCCGUUAACUGAAAUGGGCUGCAUUUUCGGAACUGGAGUCAACGGGUCUUACUAUGAGACUGUUAAUGCCAUCAAGAAGGUUAAGGGCCAGCUACCAGCAGACAUCCCAGAGGACUCGCCGAUGUUGAUCAACUGCGAGUACGGCUCCUUUGACAACGCACACAAAGUCAUCCCAAGAACCAAAUAUGACCUCAAGAUCGACGCCGACUCUCCCAGACCGGGGCAACAGACAUUUGAGAAAAUGACUGCAGGCUUCUAUUUGGGCGAUCUUAUGAGACUCGUCUUACUGGACCAGUACAAAAAUGGUCUGCUGUUCCAAGAGGCUGAUAGCAAGCUUAUCAAGCUGCUGGAGACUGAAAAUUGUAUCGACACGUCCUUCUUGUCGCUCAUCGAGUCGGACGAAUCCGAGGACCUCUCGCUCGUCAAGAAGACCUUUGCUGAUGCUUUGCACUACGAAGACGCCACAUCUGAUGAGUGCUAUUUUGCAAAGGAAGUCGCAGAGAUUAUUGGCACAAGGGCUGCUAGGUUGUCCAUUUGCGGUAUAUCUGCGGCGUGUAAGAAAAGAGGGUACAAGAAUUGCCACGUUGCCGCUGACGGUGCUGUGUACUUGAAGUACCCAAACUUCCCAGAACGUGCCGCUGAGGGUCUUGCCGACGUUUUCCGCUGGGGCAGAGACUUGCCAUACGAUCAACACCCCAUCAAAAUAGUCAAAGCGCAAGACGGUUCCGGUGUAGGCGCUGCUGUCAUCGCAGCCCUUUCUCACAAGAGACAACUACAGGGCCUUUCCCUUGGCUUGAAGGAUGAAUAG
This is a messenger RNA of Pichia membranifaciens NRRL Y-2026, 1443 nucleotides long. RefSeq lists its product as hypothetical. The transcript has a single exon. Gene Ontology annotation, cellular component: mitochondrion; cytosol. NCBI's taxonomy places the organism in Eukaryota, Fungi, Ascomycota, Pichiomycetes, Pichiales, Pichiaceae. Gene Ontology annotation, molecular function: D-glucose binding; ATP binding; mannokinase activity. The coding region runs from base 1 to 1443 and encodes 480 amino acids. The record is from RefSeq and is a predicted model, not a curated record. Gene Ontology annotation, biological process: glycolytic process; intracellular glucose homeostasis; glucose 6-phosphate metabolic process.